Messenger RNA from Styela clava, 1099 nucleotides. Its product is annotated as small integral membrane protein 20-like. Gene Ontology annotation, cellular component: mitochondrial inner membrane. Gene Ontology annotation, biological process: mitochondrial respiratory chain complex IV assembly. NCBI's taxonomy places the organism in Eukaryota, Metazoa, Chordata, Ascidiacea, Stolidobranchia, Styelidae. The record is from RefSeq and is a predicted model, not a curated record.
CCAGAGGACAAAAGUUCAUUUGCUGCAAAAUUUUCAGUUGAGUUAGCGAAGAACUUCGGAGUUUUCUGGCUUCCGAGCGAUGGUUUUCGUCAGGAAUUUCCUACUUCAACAACUAAAAGAAAGACCAAAUUUGAAGAACGUGAAAAAUCCGAGGAAUUAUCGGUUGAUCGCCGCGUUUGUAGUAUUUCUUGGAGCAUCUUUUGGACCGAUCUACAUUUACCCGCUGUAUAAUUCGAAAGCUUAUCAGGAAAUCCAAGAAAAAGGGAGAGCAGGAAUCAGCCAAGAAGAUAUCCAGCCUGGUGGUAUGAGAGUUUGGUCAGACCCAUUUGCACCAUUGCCAGAUAAAGACCAGAAGAAAGGAGAGUAAAUAAGAGGAGUGCCAGCACAGGAGCCUAAAUCAAGAAAUAACUGUUGCAAUAUACAAAAUUAUAUUGCAAAGUAGUCAAAAUAAACUUUUUAAUAGUCACUUCCCUUAUUCAAAGCUGUAUAUUACAGCUACCACUGUAUUUAUAAUAUUUCUAUUUUGAACUUUUAAGUUUUUCAUAAACCUUCAUUUUCUAGGGAUUGCAGCGUCAUCAUAUUCCUAUUUAUCAGUGAUCACUCGUAUCAUUGUUCUUUGGAAAGAGCUCAAUAAUCUUUAAGUUGUUAAAUUUAGCCUUUCUUUGAAGAUAUUCUCAUAAAAAUAAAAAAGUAGCAUCUAAAAUGGUGCCGAGUUUGAAACAGUCAGCCACCCAAGAUGGGUCGCCAAUUAAAGCUGCGUUCACUGAAAUUGUUUCUUUUGUGUUUAUAUUCAUAUUUUUAGUGUUUUCUUUGGUAACUGAAAACCCUAUUUUUUCUCUUGUGGAGAGCCCUCUUAUAGUGAUCAAUAUUUUUAUGGUCUUAAAUAGUUUAUUACAAAUCACCCUCUUUUUGGUGGUUUACCCCACUUUAAACCCCCAAAUUGGGAUGCGUGAUUACCCCAUGUCGAAGAAAAAAAACAGCUUCCAGCAAAUUUUAAAAUUUAUUGUAAAAUCGGCUAUUUUGUUUGCUGGUUUUUGGGCAGUUGCUCAUUUUUUUGCUGUAAUUUUUGGGGCCCCUCUGUUGGAAAAUGCUGAAAAAA